AUGUCUGAUGUAACUGCUGAUGAUGUUCUUUCAGUUUAUGAGUCGUCUGUUACCCGUUCCCUUAAUUUUAUUUCCCCAAUUCAGAAAAGACUGAUCAAAACACGUAAAAAACCUAGGUGGUAUUAUAACCAGGACAUUCACGUAGCUAGACGUAAACGACGACAGUUUGCUCGCCGAUUUAUUAAAAAUGGGUGUGAUGAGAACUGGGAUGCUUUUCUCUCAGCUAAGAAACAUGCUUGUUAUAUUACUGUUGAGUCGAAACAGAGAUACUUCAAUGAUGUUCUAUUGAAUUGUACUGCUAAGACUGCCUUUUCUACUUUGAAUUUACUGUUAAGCAGCAACAAAAAGGCAGCAUGUUAUCCAGUGCAUGAUGAUCCAGAUCGGCUUGCUAAUGACUUUGUUGACUUUUUCAGCAUAAAGGUACUUGACAUUCGUAAAUUUAUAGAUGAGGCUGAUAUUCAUAUUUAUGAUUUUCUGCAAGAUUCUUUUGUCAAUGUUUCUUCAUCUGUCUUUCAACAAUUUUCAAUUGUAACACAGAGUGAGAUCUUGAGUAUUAUUCGUUCUUGUUCUCAAUCAAGCUGUAGUAUUGAUGUCAUGCCUGUGUGGCUGUUGGAACAACGCACUGAAGUAAUACUUCCUAUUCUUACGGACCUUAACGUAUCUUUCUCUUCGGGUGUUUUUCCGAAAAGAUUAAAGCAUGCUGUUGUCAGACAAAUCCGUAAGAAUCAUAACCUUGAUAAGGAACUGCUUAGGAAUUACAGGCCUGCUUCAAAUCUCUCAUUUUGUUCUAAACUCAUUGAGCGUGUUGUUGUUAAUCAACUUUCCGUCUAUUUAGAUGACUUUGAUCUCCGUGAAAUUUUCCAAUCUGCAUAUAGAAAAUACCACAGCACUGAGACGGCUCUUCUUAAAGUGUACACGGAUUUGUCUCAAGCUCUUGAUGAGAAACUUGGAAUGAUCCUUGUUCUAUUUGAUUUGUCGGCAACUUUUGGCACCAUUGACCAAUCCAUUUUAUUAAAACGCCUUGAAACAUUGUUUGGCAUCACUGGCAGUGCGUUGUAUUGGAUUAGAUCCUAUUUGGUAGGUACAGUAGAUCUGUGUGUUACACUUCCUGGUGGUCAGUCAUAUUUCCGAACACUUGAGUAUGGUGUUCCACAAGGUUCUGUGGUUGGACCAUGCUUUUUUACAUUAUACCUUAGCCAACUAGGUAAUAUAAUCAGGAAGCAUGAUGUUAACUUUCAUUUCUAUGCUGAUGAUCUUCAAUUAUGCCUGAAAUUUAAUCCUUUAGAUCAUUUUGGUAUUGAUGAUUCUGUUUUUCGGCUAAAAUUGUAUCACUGA
This is a messenger RNA of Anneissia japonica, 1335 nucleotides long. RefSeq lists its product as uncharacterized. The transcript has a single exon. Bases 1 to 1335 code for a protein of 444 amino acids. NCBI's taxonomy places the organism in Eukaryota, Metazoa, Echinodermata, Crinoidea, Comatulida, Comatulidae. The record is from RefSeq and is a predicted model, not a curated record.